AUUUAAUUACCUUUCUUUAAUUUCUCUGUUAUAAGAACUUUAAAGUAAUGGUUAACUUUAAUCAUAUCAAGGGUGCUUCUUCUGGAGGAGUUAUCUUGCUUCCUGAUGCAGAAACACAGACUUCUGGCGCAGAGGCAGCUGCAUGUGGUCGCUUAUCUUCAUUGUCCUUUGUUUCUGAUAAAGUUUACAGUGAUCAGGGAGUGCCGACUUCUUUUCGAGUUCCUGCUAGGGCUGUUUUACCAUUUGGAUCCAUGGAAUUGGAGCUAGAGAAUAGUAACUGCACUGAAAUAUUUAGGUCGUUGUUGGAAAAGAUAGAAACUGCAAAACUAGAGGGUGGUGAGCUUGAUGAACUAUGCCAUCAACUGCAGCAAUUGAUUUCUUCCUUGAAGCCAUCAAAAGAUGUGAUUGAAAGCAUUGAGAGAAUGUUUCCAAGCAAUGCACGAUUGAUUAUUCGUUCCAGCGCCAACGUUGAAGACUUGGUUGGAAUGUCAGCUGCUGGACUCUACGAAUCAAUACCCAAUGUUUGUCCUUCCAAUCCAACAGUUUUUGGAUCUGCAGUUAGCCAAGUGUGGGCUUCGCUAUACACACGGUGGGCAGUUUUGAGUCACAGUGCUGCUUGUGUGCCAUACAAGGAAGCUUCCAUGGCAGUUUUAGUCCAAGAAAUGCUAAACAAAUGGAUUGGAAAUUCUAAAUAAUCGAUUGAAUUGUAAGAAAUCUACAUUUUAGUCAUUGAUUGGGUAAUAUGACUAAUCGAUUGAUGUAUGUGAAAACCAU
Messenger RNA from Arachis stenosperma, 774 nucleotides. Its product is annotated as phosphoglucan, water dikinase, chloroplastic-like. The record is from RefSeq and is a predicted model, not a curated record. Gene Ontology annotation, molecular function: ATP binding; kinase activity. The transcript is spliced from 2 exons. Bases 48 to 695 code for a protein of 215 amino acids. Lineage: Eukaryota; Viridiplantae; Streptophyta; Magnoliopsida; Fabales; Fabaceae. Gene Ontology annotation, biological process: phosphorylation.